Colletotrichum navitas is the source of this 1752-nucleotide messenger RNA. RefSeq names its product amidohydrolase. The transcript has a single exon. Gene Ontology annotation, molecular function: carboxy-lyase activity; hydrolase activity. Bases 346 to 1485 code for a protein of 379 amino acids. Gene Ontology annotation, biological process: secondary metabolic process. Gene Ontology annotation, cellular component: cytosol; cytoplasm. NCBI's taxonomy places the organism in Eukaryota, Fungi, Ascomycota, Sordariomycetes, Glomerellales, Glomerellaceae. The record is from RefSeq and is a predicted model, not a curated record.
AGCCACUGCGGUGCAGUAGGAGACGCCCCCGUGUGUGGGGUUCAGAAGAGGAGCGUAUUGUGGGCGACGUGAGGGAGGGGUCAAGGCGACCUCGACACCUUCCUGGAUAGACGUAGCACGAUGGGCAACUGGUUGGUACUCGCACACCAGGAGGACGAAAGGCCGGUUUCUGUUGCCCUACGCUACCUCCCAGGUCAUGCAAUCGUAAAUAAGCGGCACGACUCGCCAUUGAGCCUCAGAAUCACUCUCGUGCAUAUAUAGCGUCGUUGUUGAAACAAACUCUCGCAAACAACUAGCACACAUCCUGGUGGCUUCGGCAUCGUCAAAACACGGACGAAAGACAAAAUGGCCUCAUCGACGACGCCCAUGAAAGUGGUGGACAUCCACACCCACAUGUACCCUCCAUCAUACAUCAAGAUUCUCGAAUCUCGAACCACCAUUCCCGUCGUGCGCAGCUUCCCGCAAACACCGGACCCGCGCCUCAUCCUCCUCGCCUCGGAGGAGCAAGCUCUCGAUGAAGCCACCAAGGACCCCUCGGCGAAGCCUCCCGGCCGGCCGCUGACUUCGCAUUACGCCUCCCUCGACCAGAAGGUGCACUUCAUGGACACGCACAAGAUCGACAUCUCGGUCGUCUCCCUGGCGAACCCCUGGCUCGACUUCAUCGACGGCUCCGAGUCGGGAGCCAUGGCCAAGGGCGUCAACGACGAGUUUGAUGCCAUGUGCGCCACACACCCGGGCCGCCUCUUCUUCUUCGCCACACUGCCCUUGACUGCGCCGCUCGAGACUGUUCUCGCCGCCAUUGACCACGUCAAGGGCCUCAAGUACUGUCGCGGCAUCAUCCUCGGCACUUCGGGACUGGGCAAGGGCCUCGACGACCCGAACCUGCUGCCCAUCUUCAAGGCCGUAGCCGCUGCUCACCUGACCAUCUUCCUGCACCCGCAUUACGGGUUGCCCAACGACGUCUGGGGCCCCAGAGCGAGCAACGAGUACGGCCACGUGCUACCUCUAGCCUUGGGUUUCCCAAUGGAGACCACCAUCGCCGUUGCGCGCAUGUACUUGGCCGGCGUCUUCGACGCAGUGCCCCAGCUGCGCAUGCUCCUGGCGCACAGUGGCGGUACGCUGCCCUUCCUCGCCGGACGCAUCGAGAGCUGCGUCAUGCACGACGGGCAGUGGGUGCGCGAGGGUAAGGUCACCAAGGAACGCAGGACGGUGUGGGAUGUGCUCAAGGAGCAGAUCUACCUCGACGCUGUCAUCUACUCUGAAGUCGGGUUGAAAGCGGCCAUCGAGGCGAGUGGAGCGGACAGACUCAUGUUCGGCACAGACCACCCCUUCUUCCCGCCGCUGACUACCGACGAGCAGGGUGAGUGGGAGAGCGUGAGCAUGAACGCCGAUGCUGUGGCUGCGGCGGUGGGUGAGGGGAGUGACCAGGCGAAGGCCAUCAUGGGCGGCAACGCGAUCAACAUUUUGAAUUUGAAGGUGGAUUGAGCAACCAAGUAUGGCAAAAUGUGGAAUUGGAAUCAGUCAUGGACGAAUCUCAUUGCAAUGAGAAGGCUCAGAAGCUCACAUGAAAAUACGCAGUACUGAGUGAAGUGAGAAGUCCUGACCGCUUUCUUUUUUAAGAUGGAAACGGUGGGCCUGGAUGAUACCGCCUACCCCUUCCACGUUCCACGCCAGGUUUCUGCCGGCAGUAGCGGAAAAUAUGGCUGCUGGCCCCGCGAUGUACCUUCAUAACCCGUCUCAACCAACACGACC